Paecilomyces variotii is the source of this 1251-nucleotide messenger RNA. RefSeq names its product Alpha/Beta hydrolase protein. NCBI's taxonomy places the organism in Eukaryota, Fungi, Ascomycota, Eurotiomycetes, Eurotiales, Thermoascaceae. The transcript is spliced from 3 exons. The record is from RefSeq and is a predicted model, not a curated record. Bases 412 to 1251 code for a protein of 279 amino acids.
UACUCUUCAAAUUCAAUAUAGAAGAAGAAACGCCAUCGGCACUUGCGAAGACACUGCAGACCACGUGAGAGCGGAGAGCCGAAAGCCGAAAGCCAAGUACUGUCUGAAUAACUAGCAGAACUCAACAUGCAUUCUUAUUAUGUAUCGAGAGAUCCUGCAUCUCCAUGAACCGAGGGUUAUGAUAUGAAACUCGGUUGAUGGCGACAUUGUCGAACCAUCCCGAUUGCUUCUUCAGACCCCGACGACGGGAUCUGCUUACUUACCGAAUCCCCGCGUUUGGCCCACCUCCAUUGAUCCGAUGAGCAUCAUAGAUGAUCAUGACAGACUGCAACUUAUAUAGCACACGAAUAGUUGCAUGUUAUCAGCUAGGAAACACAAUAACUUAGUAUCUACAUCUGACAGACAUCCAUAAUGGCGUCCGCGAUUACGUCCAACGGCUUCAUUGCUGUCAAUGAUCGCCAGAUAUAUUACGAGGAAGAAGGACAAGCCUCCAGCCAGACUAUCUUCUUCGUCCAUGGCCUAGGCGGUACUCUCAAUACAUUCCAGCCGUUGAUAACCUCUCUUCGAAACUUCCGUCUCGUCCGAUUUGAUCUAUCCGGACAUGGCCGGAGUUCCGUACCGUCACAGAAAGCCACCAUCGAGACAUAUGUUGAGGACUGCAAAGCCGUGAUCUCCCACCUGAAGGCCAGGAACCCCGUCAUUGUCGGGCAUUCCAUGGGCUGUCUCGUCGCCAUGCAUCUUGCUGCCAGUGAGCCGAAUCUGGCCUCUGCUCUCGUGCUGUUUGGACCAGCAAAGGGACUUCCAGAAGCUGCUAAAUCGGCCAACAGAAACCGCGCUGUUGCAGUCCGCCAGAAAGGUAUGGCCGCAGCGGCGGAUGCCAUAGCCUCCGCUGCAUUGGCUCCUCAGACGCUAGCAUCGCGCCCAGAGAUAGUGGGAUAUGUUCGUGAGCUGCUCUCCAGACAGGAUAAAGAAGGCUACGCGAUGGGCUGCGAGGCGCUCGCAGCAGCGACAGAUCCCAACUGGAGCAAGAUUCGCGCUAAUCGAAUCGUCAUUGUUUCGGGCGAGGAGGAUAAAGUAUCUGCGCCCGCAACAUGCCGUGCGAUCAAGGAGAGCUUGGGAAACCGAAAUGUCGAAUUAGUGAGCUGGUCCGGAGUGGGCCAUUGGCAUACAUUGGAAAAGGCAUCGGAAGCUGGAUUUCCCACCGUAACGACGUGCGCGAGUAGGUUCUUUGUGCAGUUCAGCUGGCCAUGA